AUGCGCAAUGCAGUAGUGGCGUCCAUGAUGAGGAAGAUGAAGCACGUUUGUGCAGUGUGGACGCUCGUAUUGAUCAUAAGUACGGUGCGUUUAAGUGCUUCAGACUUGGAUUAUGGCGCAGCACUCGACAAGAGCUUGAUGUUCUUGGAGGCACAGAGGUCUGGAAAAUUACCGUUGCAGCAGCAGCGAGUGAAGUGGCGCGGCGAUUCUGCUCUCAAGGAUGGCUUUCAGCAAGGAGUAGACCUAGUGGGAGGAUACUAUGACGCCGGGGACAAUGUGAAAUUCGGGCUGCCAAUGGCAUUCAGCGCCACCAUGCUGGCCUGGGCGGCCGUAGAGUUCAGGAAAGAGAUCACAGACCUGAACCAAAUGGCCGCCACGCUGGGGGCCAUCAGCUGGGCCACCGACUACUUUCUCAAAGCUCAUCCUCAUCCCAAUGUUCUUUGGGGACAGGUAGGGGAUGGAGAUUCCGAUCAUUACUGCUGGGAACGUCCCGAAGACAUGAGCACAUCAAGGACUGCCUACAGGAUUGACGAACAACAUCCCGGCUCUGAUCUGGCCGCUGAAACUGCUGCCGCCUUCGCUGCUUCUGCUAUUGCUUUCCACCCUUACAACUCUUCUUACUCUUCUCUCCUCCUCCUCCAUGCAAAACGCUUGUUCACCUUCGCAGACACCUUCAGAGGUUCAUAUGAUGAUUCCAUUACGGUUGCUCAGCACUUUUAUGCUUCUUCCGGCUAUUCAGAUGAAUUGCUCUGGGCUGCCGCGUGGAUCCACAGGGCAACAGGAGAUGUCUACUAUCUCAACUACGUAGUGGACAAUGCUCAGUCCCUGGGAGGAACAGGAUGGGCUGUCACCGAGUUCUCUUGGGACAACAAAUAUGCCGGUCUCCAGAUCCUCCUCUCCCAUGUGGUUCUGGAAGGACAGGCUGGUCCUCAUGCCUCCAUUCUAAAGCAAUACCAGGCCAAGGCAGAUUACUUUGCUUGUGCUUGCUUGCAAAAGAAUGAUGGCUAUAACGUCCGAAGAACUCCAGGUGGCUUAAUGUACGUUCGGGAUUGGAACAAUAUGCAGUACGUAUCCUCUGCUUCAUUUCUGGUGGCUGUUUACUCCUCUUACCUGUCUUCUGCGAAAGCCGCCCUCCGCUGUCCCCAAGCCCAGAUUCAGCCUUCAGACCUCCUCGCUUUUGUCAAGUCUCAAGCUGACUAUAUGCUCGGUAAAAACCCCAAGAGCAUGAGCUACGUCAUCGGAUAUGGAGCAAAAUAUCCGGUUCACGUGCAUCACAGAGGAUCCUCCAUUCCUUCCAUCUUCGUUCUUCAUUCAGUGGUUGGGUGCGUGCAAGGCUUCGACGCUUGGUAUCGCCGGAGCGAAGCCAAUCCCAACGUCUUAUAUGGCGGCCUUGUGGGAGGACCUGAUCAAAACGAUGAGUUUUCAGACGAUAGAUCCAAUUAUGAACAAACUGAGCCCACUCUUUCUGCCUCUGCUCCUCUUGUGGGCAUCUUUGCUAAGCUUCACAGUUUGUACGGUAAUGCUAAUGCAGGUGGGCAAAUUGAACUGCUUCACUCAAUUACUUACUCAUGGAAUGAGGGGGAAAAAACGUAUUACCGUCACCAAGUAACAAUUAAGAACGCUUCCAAGAAGCCAAUCUCCAAUGUAAAGUUUGAGAUUGAAAAUCUAUCAGGCCCUCUGUGGGGUCUUUCUCCGACACAGGACAAGAAUGUGUAUGAACUUCCGCAGUGGCUUCAGGUCCUGAAUCCUGGCUCUCAAUGUAUAGCAGUUUAUAUCCAAGGUGGGCCCCAGGCUAGAUUCUCUGUUUUAAGCUUCCACUAA
Molecule: messenger RNA, 1821 nt
Organism: Neltuma alba
Lineage: Eukaryota; Viridiplantae; Streptophyta; Magnoliopsida; Fabales; Fabaceae
Product: endoglucanase 5
Exons: 6
Coding region: 1-1821 (606 amino acids)
Biological process (GO): carbohydrate metabolic process
Molecular function (GO): carbohydrate binding; hydrolase activity, hydrolyzing O-glycosyl compounds
Source: RefSeq, a predicted model, not a curated record